UUGGGCAUUGGUUUGUAGCUACGUGACUCUCAUCCUGGAAGGCAGUGAAUUACUAGUGCAGCAGUGAGAGAUAUCGGUGUGCGCAGACGUUUGAACGCUCGAGAGGAGCAACGCGCGCGCAUGCGCAGUAAGCUUGGGCGUUUUCAGCGGCCCACGGUAUGACAAAUCACUGAAGACACUUCAUAAUAAUAGUGGAAGUUAGAAGUUGCAAAAGGAAUUCCUGUAGAUGUAGAAGAGUGACCUGUUAUAGCACUAAACUGCUGCAAGGUUGAAUGGAGCUGAAUGACAAUGCCAGAAGUUUUAAAAGUUUUAAGAGAUCCCAUUGUUAUUGGUGUUGCAAUAGCUUGUGCUGGAGUACUUAUUGCGGCCUGUGAAGUCUGCAUUGUAUGUCUUUUGUGUAACAGAUCUUCACCAUGUGGAAAGAAGAGAACAAGAACAGAUGGCAACCAGCCAAAUGGUGUGUCACCGACUGCAAGGAUGGAUACUACCGUGACACUCUCACCACCAGAAGAGGCUCUGUAUGAACAAAUUCCCUGUAACGAACUAUGAGACAAACAGGUCCACUGAACUACACUGGUUUAUUUUUCAAACAUCACUGAAACACUGUAUAAGAGUGUUCCGCAAUUGUCUUUACAUUUUCUGUGAUUGUUACAGAGCUAUUGC
Geodia barretti is the source of this 663-nucleotide messenger RNA. Lineage: Eukaryota; Metazoa; Porifera; Demospongiae; Tetractinellida; Geodiidae. The record is from the annotation of a GenBank genome assembly.